Messenger RNA from Spodoptera exigua (beet armyworm), 517 nucleotides. Lineage: Eukaryota; Metazoa; Arthropoda; Insecta; Lepidoptera; Noctuidae. The record is from the annotation of a GenBank genome assembly.
CUAGAAGUUUGACACUUCAUUCUGAAAAUAAACAUUUCAAUUCACUGAUCUUGGUGUGUCUGCGUAAAGUUUUUUAACGUGUUAGUACUGGAUAAAAGUAGCAUAAUAAAUAAUCGUAUACUGGAUGUUAAACUGAAAGUUGCAACCGAUGUCACAGUCUUCUUUAAAUCGCCAAUCUCAACAAAAUACUACAGGACCGAAAGAAGAACAACCUCCGUCCAAGGUACCUGAAUCCGUAAGGAAAAUAAUAGCUAUGGAAAAAGAGAACGACUCAAACGCCAACCGAAAAUCCAGGAUUGAUUUGAACGCGCUUCCUACUCGACAGUAUCUGGACCAGACUGUUGUGCCUAUUCUACUCCAGGGUCUGUCUGCACUAGCUAAAGAAAGGCCUCCGGACCCCAUCGACUAUUUAGCGGCGUAUUUACUGAAGAAUAAGGGCACCUUUGAAAGUAACACCUCGUCGAAUAACAACCCGACGGCAAACCCGCAACCAUAAUAUCUCCACAAAUUGUACAGC